UCAAAACAUGUCCUGAAAAAUUAUCUUCUUUCAUGUCACGUGAUUUCUUCUCAAGUGAUUUGCACACUCACGUGGACAUAGUAAUUCACAUGACCGGAAAAGAUAUAGCAAAUUCCAUGGAAUACAAAUCUUGGAUGACAACGUUUGACCCAGAAACGAAACAUCUUAUGAUGAAUGAGCACGUGAUUGAAAGACCAGCUUUCACCGUCUUUGAUGAAGUUUAUGAUAGGUUAAAUAAACUUCACGUGAACAUUUUCCCGCCGCUGUACUAUUCAUUGUUUAUGGAUGAAAUUCACUCUGGUUUUAAAGAUUUUCCUGAGGGUUCUGUCCAUUUUGCUGCUCCGACUUUGAGGUAUAAUUUUCGGCCAAUAGCCUUUGAAGGCUUUGAACAAAACUUGGUGGCUGUAAAAGCUGUAAAUGAAAAAGAAUCGUCGGCAAAUGGAAGUCGUUCAAAUGUGUUCGCAAGCUCUACGUUGAGCAACGAUUUUCAGGUUGUUUUCCUUGGAACUGGUUCACGUAUUUCAUCAAAUCUUCGCAACACUAGCGGGAUUUUGUUGAAUUUGAGUGAUGAAACGUCCAUUUUAAUGGACUGUGGCGAAGGGACGUUAAGACAGAUGUUUUAUCAUUACGGAGACGAUGUGAACACGAUGCUAAAGCGAAUCCGUACCGUGUUUGUCUCCCAUAUGCAUAUUGACCACCAUUUGGGUCUUGUCAAUAUUUUACGACAUCGUAAGAAGAUUAUGGGUGAUUCAAGUUUCGUAAGAAUCAUUGGUCCAGAAACUUUGGAUUUAUACUUAAGAUAUUUCCAAAUGCUGUGUGGUGAAACUUUCAACUUCAGGUUCACUCAGUUUUGGUGGGUGAAAAGAGGAUUAGGGAAGAAAGAAGGCAAACAAUUUAGUCGCUCUUUGGGAUUUUCUUCUAUUUCUGUUGUCCCUACGAAACACAGUGAUUACUCUCAUGGUUUGGUACUUGAACGCAAUGGAUGGAAGAUCGCUUAUUCUGCUGACACAAGACCUUGUAAACAGUUAAUGGAUGCCGGUGAAAAUGCGACAUUACUCAUUCACGAGGCUACAUUCGAUGAUAAACUGCUUUACAGAGCGAAAGAAACUGCCCAUUGUACCGUAUCUGAAGCAAUCAAAUGUAGUGAACUGAUGAAAGCCGAGUACACGAUUUUAACACACAUCAGCAAUCGACAUAUUUUCCCCUGUAAAUCUUCAAGACUGCCUCAUCACGUGAGCUUUGCUUUUGAUCACAUGACGGUUGAGCAAAAAGAUCUUAGAAAUAUUCGUGGAAUAAUGGCAAAUGUUGAGAGAAGCGUUGUAUACCAAUGGAAGAGAAAAAGAAAACAGAAGCAAGCUGUUAAAUCAAAAGACUCUCCCAUUAUGGUGAAUUCUUAGACUGGCGUAGCUACUUAACCGAACGAAUGAAUUCUUUGCAUUCAAACUUACAGGCUUGCAAGUAAUUUUUGAAUUGAAAUUACCUAACAUUUAGUUUUAUAUAGCUAAUCAUGGCACUCCAGAAAACUUUUUUACAUUGUCUGGACUCAGGGUGUCUCAAAGGGGGUAAUUUUUAUACUUUCUAUUGACAGAUAGAUAGGCCGACCCCGACAACUGAAGCAGAUUUUUGCGUGGGGUUUACGAAAAGCAUGAACGAAACAUUAACACUAUACUUACAAAAUUACGAGAAAGGAAUUUAAGAGUUAUCGAAACACUCGGCAAGUUUGAGAAAACGAGAAA
This is a messenger RNA of Xenia sp. Carnegie-2017, 1736 nucleotides long. RefSeq names its product zinc phosphodiesterase ELAC protein 2-like. The transcript is spliced from 9 exons. Lineage: Eukaryota; Metazoa; Cnidaria; Anthozoa; Malacalcyonacea; Xeniidae. Gene Ontology annotation, molecular function: 3'-tRNA processing endoribonuclease activity. Gene Ontology annotation, cellular component: mitochondrion. Gene Ontology annotation, biological process: mitochondrial tRNA 3'-end processing. Bases 33 to 1397 code for a protein of 454 amino acids. The record is from RefSeq and is a predicted model, not a curated record.